Lactuca virosa is the source of this 264-nucleotide messenger RNA. The record is from the annotation of a GenBank genome assembly. NCBI's taxonomy places the organism in Eukaryota, Viridiplantae, Streptophyta, Magnoliopsida, Asterales, Asteraceae.
AUGCAGCAUAAAACGUGGAGACUUCGAUCCAUAGAAACUAGAUGCAUAAAGGUACGGAAGUGGGAGCUUCAGUGGUGGACGAUCAUGGUCGUCACGUACAAUUUUAACAUCGUCCGGGAGGAGGAUUCAGAAGGAGAUAGCAGAGCUCAAACACCGACCCACCUGUCGAUUGUUCCGCUAGUCCCAAAAGCGAUAACCUCUAUCACUGGGUCGCUAUUUUCUUCAGUCGCCAAGGGUAUUUCGGUAAUCAGGUUCUGUGUAUAG